Phlebotomus papatasi is the source of this 318-nucleotide messenger RNA. RefSeq names its product mitochondrial import inner membrane translocase subunit Tim9 (gene Tim9a). Bases 34 to 318 code for a protein of 94 amino acids. The transcript has 3 exons. The record is from RefSeq and is a predicted model, not a curated record. NCBI's taxonomy places the organism in Eukaryota, Metazoa, Arthropoda, Insecta, Diptera, Psychodidae.
CCAAUUUAGCAAUCUUCAGGAGAUUCCUACACAAUGGCUACUCAAGUUCCCCUGGAUUCCCUCGAUAAGGAUCAACUGAAAACGUUUUCAGACUUCCUCAUGUCCUACAACAAACUCUCCGAGAUGUGUUUCAUAGACUGCGUUACAGAUUUCACAGCCAGGGAAGUUAAAAGCAAUGAAGAGCGAUGUGCACUCAAUUGCAUGGAAAAAUACCUGAAGAUGAACCAGAGGGUGUCACAGCGUUUCCAGGAAUAUCAGAUGAUAGCCAAUGAAAAUGCUCUGGCAAUGGUGCAGAAGUCAGGGCAGUUACCAGGCUAG